Molecule: messenger RNA, 735 nt
Organism: Amyelois transitella
Lineage: Eukaryota; Metazoa; Arthropoda; Insecta; Lepidoptera; Pyralidae
Exons: 1
Coding region: 1-735 (244 amino acids)
Source: RefSeq, a predicted model, not a curated record
AUGGACGCACAACUCUCAAGUAAUUUGGAAGACCUUGAGAAAUUCUUCACUUCCCGCAUGGCAGAGUAUGACAGGAAGUUAGAAGGGAUGAAAACUGGACCUGCUGCCAAUCCUGAUAUUGUCACAUUAUCCCGUGAGUACACUGAAUUUAAGUCUGUCAUCUGGGGUGCCAUUUCAAGAAUAAAAACUCAGUUGGAACUAUUGACACUGGCACAGGACAGGCAUGAGAUGGUAAUGCGUAGAAAAGUGCUUCUAUUUCAUGGGCUUCCCGAGGAGAGGAAUGAGAAUCUUAAUGACUCAGUUCUUCGAGUCAUCUCCGUUAAACUGAAGUUACCAGACUUCCCACGGGACAAGCUGCAAGCCUGCCACCGUCUUGGCUCCCCUGGUUCUAAACCCCGCCCUGUGCUCGUUAGAUUUGCUGCUAUGGAGCACCGUCACCAUGUUUGGGAUAACAAAACAGGUCUUAAAGGUUCUGGUAUUACUAUGUCAGAAUUCCUGACUAGGCCAAGGCAUCUGGCCUUCACCACCGCUCGUAAGCAUUUUGGAAUCAAAAGCUGCUGGUCUGUGGAGGGAAGAAUUGUUGUCCUGCUCCCCGAUAAGACAAGACGCAAAGUGGAUACAUUGGCGGAGGUUAAGAAACUGAUUGAAGAUUAUCCAUCGGCCACAGGAAUGACUGGCACCGGCGGUACCGAGAGUUCACAGCAGGUCUAUAGGAAAACCCGGCGCCAUAAGUGA